Molecule: messenger RNA, 1704 nt
Organism: Hirsutella rhossiliensis
Lineage: Eukaryota; Fungi; Ascomycota; Sordariomycetes; Hypocreales; Ophiocordycipitaceae
Product: FAD binding domain-containing protein
Exons: 4
Coding region: 1-1704 (567 amino acids)
Molecular function (GO): FAD binding
Source: RefSeq, a predicted model, not a curated record
AUGGAGCACACAGAUAUCCUCAUUGUGGGCGCCGGCCCAACCGGACUCCAUCUUGCAUAUAACCUACGCCGACUCGGCGUCCCAUGCCGCAUCAUCGACCGAAGCCCCGAAAUAUCGCCCCACACCCGCGCUGUUGCCUUUACGCCGCGGACGCAGGAGAUAUUCGAACAGACUGGUCUCCUUCCCGUAUUUCGUCCAUUUAUGACACGCGCAUCCCAUUUCAAUAUGAUCGGGUUUGGCCGCAUUCGCAUGCAGAACCGUUUCAGUGCCCUGCCUUCCAAGUUCAAUUAUGCUGGAGUGCUUAUCCAGCCUGUAUUCGAGCAGGUCAUGACCACAGAGUUGCAGCGCGUUGGCGGCGUGUCUGUUGAGCGCAGCACCGAGCUGCUGUCGUUUUCCGUUAAUGACUCGGGCGUUACUGCAACGCUGGCCAGCACGUCCGAGCCCACAAAGGAAGCCGGUGAUGAAGAGCUCACCGUCCGGGCCAAGUUUCUCGUCGGCUGCGACGGCACGCACAGCACAGUCCGCAAGCAGAUGGGCUGGAAGUUCCUUGGCAAAUCCACUGGCAUACGCCAUGCACACGCCGACGUAGCCGUCGAGACAAGCAUACCGCACAUGUCAGAACCCAGCAUCGUUUGGAAUAACGUCGGGGCGUUGAUGAUUGUCCCUCUUGGUAACGGCAAGCAUCGCGUCACUGUCAGGAUCGACGGCUUGGUUCCCGACGGCGCGCCGAUUGAAGCUGAGGAGCUUCUCAACAUGGUCAGAGCACGCGUCGAGCCGCAGUUCUCUAUCCGGUUCAAACAGGUCGACCGGGUCACCACGUACGUGAUCCACGAGCGCAUGGCCGAGCGAUACAACGAUGGGCACGGGCGUGUGUUUAUCGCUGGUGACGCAGCGCACUGCCAUUCGCCAAUGGGUGGCCGUGGCAUGAACACGGGUCUGCAGGACGCCCACAACCUCGCGUGGAAACUGGCGCUGCUCUGUCACGGCGUCGGCGAUCACGCUGUGCUUGCCCAGUCCUUCGCGACGGAGCGCCGCCCGAUCGCUGAACAUAUCAUCGGAUACUCGGGAGCGCUAACUCGACAGAACUGGAACGCGUCGUGGCUCUCGCUGCGGAUCCGCGCGUAUUCACUGCCGCUUAUCCCAAAGUCGUGGAUAAACCGGCGCCAGCUGGAGAAUUCCGACCUGAUGUAUCGUUAUUCCGCCGGCAUGAACGAGAUGGUGCAGGUCGGUCGACGGCUGCCGUACGGGACGCUUCGCGACGCACUAUCCUGGCGGCGCACCAGCUUGCAGCUGCUUGCAGGCUCCGACGCCUUCUUCGGCAUGUUCGUGUUCGCUGCUCCGACCGAUAUUGCGCUGGCUGCGUCGCUGGCAUCGCUCUCGGCCGCGCUACGCUUGCUGCCGUGCGGGACGGACAAUAUCGUUCUGUCGCCGGUAGAGCUGGCGCAAGGCACCGACAAUGGGGACGCCGACAUGCGCCCGCGUCCCGUCAAGUUACUGUUUGCCAUCCGCGUUGUGGUUCCGUCCGGGUUCCCCGAUGUCGCCCACUCGCUCGGCGUCGACGGAGAAUGGCCCGCCAAGCGCGAGAGCAUUCUGGUGGUCACGCGGCCCGACGGCAUCAUCGGAUUUACCGCAACACUGAAGAGCGAGCAUGCCGCCACAUGGCGCGGACUCGAGGCGUACUUCUCAGGCUUCAUGUCGGCAUAG